CUACCGUUUCUGGCCUGCGAUUGGCUGAGAGCGUCUGAGGGCGGUGACGUGUGUGUGCGGUCAGUGAAGAGCGCAGGGCGGAUCAGCGUGAGGCCGCGACACCGACACACGCGCGGAAAACUCUCUGAAAUCAACGGAAACGUAAGAGUCAUGGCGGAUCUAAGCUUGACCGACGCUCUGACCGAUAGCGUUCUUCAGCCUGACAUGGAGGACAAGGUGGAGAGGGAUUUUGUGGCUACGCUGGAGUCAGAGGCCUUCGACGAUCAGGUCGGAGAGACGGUUGACAAGUCGAACUACGUCCCACUGCUGGACAAUGACGGGAAGGAUCCGGGUACAGUAGUCGAGAACGGACAGCAGGAAGUCCAAGGGGGUCAAAACCCUGGCACCGUGAAUCCAUUGACCCCACGGAAGGAGACGAAGCCUCAGACUGACCAGCAGACGUUUGGGACGGACUUACUAUCAGACUCCACGUCUGCUUUUCCUGAUCAGUGGAGCUCACAGUCCGGCCCCCCGCAGAUGACGGACAGCAGCCCGAUGGCAGCGUUCACAGGUUUCUCUCAGCCGAGCGUCAUGUCAGCUGUGAUCACAGGUGCUGCUCCUUUCCAGACAGAAAGACCGUCUGGUGUGGCCGAAGCGCAGGAGCCGCCAGCUGCUCAGGCCACCGAGGCCCCCAAAAUACCAGCUGAACCCCUGGCAGCCGCGACGGCACCCAAGAGCCCACAGGACACAUCUGCAGGUGUCUUUGCUGACCGCUGGUCCGAUGAGGCCGGCAUUCCAUCCGACCUGCCCUUCACGCCCAGCGUUUCCACCGUAAUCAGUCGCCAUGCCGGUCCUCUGGUCGAGAGCAGCCCACUUGACACGUCCGACCCUCAGUGGUCCCCGAGAGAUAGCGGGCCGGGAGAUGCAGAGGAAAGGGAAAGUGAAGGAUCUGACCGUAAGAAGGAAAAGAAGAAGAAGAAACGAAGACCCAGAGACGAGGUGUUUGACUUCCAUACAGAAAUGCAAAGCGAAAGUGCUUCAUCCGUCAGCCCCCAUCAGCCGUCCCCACGCAAGGAACGGGACCGAGACGGAGGCUGGGAAGACAUCGGACGCAUCGGCGGCAGAGUUAAGAAGCCAAAAAGCCGCAAGAAGAUUCCUGAGGAAUGGGCAGUCCAUGCCGAGCCAUUUAUCCCUGCUUCGGCUUGCAUGCCGCACGAGUUCUCCGCUGAUUUCUUCCGAUCACCCACUGAAGUUGACAGCGGUCUUGUGUCGCUUUCUGAGGACUACUCUGAAGAGAGCAUCAUUCCUCUGUCUCUUACUCAAGACCUUCUGUCCCUCACAGCCUCUUCCCCACCAUCCACAACGCAUCGUGAACCUGCAAUUCCCUCUCCAAAGUCUCCCAGUCAAGCCCCCGCUUUAUCACCCCAACACCCCUUGUCCUCUGGAUUGCCAUCCGGAUUCCAAGAUAUCAUCAUGGACACAGAAGAUUCUCUUGCUUGCAACCUCAGUGACACUCAGCCGUUCACCUCUCCAGGUGGAACCUUUGAGGAAGCCAUGUUUGGACAAGAUCACACCUACACCGCUUCCAUUGGCACCCAAGAUUCGCCCAUAAAGGAACCCCAGGCGUCCACUCCUGGAAGCACUUGUUUUGUCCCACCGAUGGAAGCGCUGAUCUCGGCACCGCCGUUUUCUCCAUCUGGACCUGCUUGGUCUCUUAAUAACCACAGUCAACCCUUUGAUCUUGAAGGUGUUGCCUUUGAGACCCCAGUUCCUGCACCUCUGCCUUCGCCAAAGAGCAAAACCCCAAAGGAACCAAAAUCCAAACAAGGCAAGAAGUCCAGCUCAUCCUCAUCAAAGAGUCCAACCUCCCCUGAAGCAAAGCUGCUGUCUCCACAGAAUUCCGGUCUGAAUCCGGCCGCUCCGCCGUUCUUCCCUAGCUUUGCAGAACCUCGGGAGCUUGUCACAGGACUGGAAGGAAACUCUGAGAAAAACAAGCCGGAGGCGAACAAAAUGGACGCUGUCCAGAAGUUUGACGACUUUAAUGUUGUCAGCAAGAAGGACAAAGAUCAAAAGAUGGAAACGGUGGAGGAAAAAGACAAAACUGGCCACACAGACAAACAGACAACCAAAGGAGAAAACACAGAAGCCCUGGACAAAAACAAAGACGUGGAUGUGGGUAAACCAGAGAAGACGGACAAGGAUGAAGUAGUUCACAAAGUAGAAACGCCAGUGAAAGUUGAGAAGAUUGAACAGGUAGAAAAAACAAAUAAAGAUGAGACUGAAAAGGCUGAUAAGGUUGAGAAGACCGCAGACAAAAAGGAGACGUCUGAGAAGAUCGCAGACAAAAAAGAGACGACUGAGAAGAUCGCAGACAAAAAAGAAACGACUGAGAAGAUCGCAGACAAAAAAGAGACGACAGAAAAGAUUGAUUCCACUCUAGAGGUGGAGAAAGAGAAGGUGGAACCGGUGGCAAAGGUUGAGGUGAAGACGGAAGAAGUGAAGAUCGAGGAGAAGGAGGAAGUGAAAGUCGAGGAGAACAAGGUGGAAGUAAAAGUGGAGGAGAACAAAUUAGAUCAGAAAGUAGAGAAAGAUAAAGAAGAACAAGUAAAGGAAGUGGAAAAGGAGAACAAAGCAGAACAGAAGACAGAACAGAAGACAGAACAAGACAAAACGGAAAAGGUCAAAGUAGAAGAGAAAACCGAAAAGACUGAGCCAGCUGACAAGAAACCUGCCAAAGCUGAGAAGGACGAGAAAGCCAAAAAAACAGCUGCUAAAACCUCGGCGGCCAAGCCUGCGGUAACCAACGGUGCACCUGGAAAAGACUUGACUAGUCCUGAGAAGAAGACCAAGCCUGUUGCCGGCGCAACCAAACCUAGCUCUGCCAAGCCCCGGCCGAGCUCCACCUCCACCGCUACAGCCGCGCCCAAGCGCCCCACCCCUACCUCAGCCGCCAGCACGCCCACCCCCCUCACCAAAAAAGCCCCGGUGCCCAAAGCGGCCGCCCCGGCCGCUGGCACCAAACGGCCAGCUACGGCAUCCACACGACCUUCCACUGCAACAAGCAGCGUGGCUGCGUCCAGCACGGUGACCAGAGAGGUCAAGCCCAAGACGGCCACAGAGAAACGCCCGCUUGUGCCAAAGGCCGCCGCCACUCCCGCACGGCCCGCCGCAGACAAACCUGCAACCGCAACACGCACAAGCACCACAACACGCACCACAGCCAGCGCUCCUACAGCACGACGCCCGGUCACGAAGACUGAAAGCAAACCAGGAGAUGAAAAGAAACCAAGCACACCGAAAACUACAGAUGCCGCCCGCUCCAAACCUGCACCUCUCAAAACCUCCACCACUACAAGCAGCGCCGCCACUCGCCCUCGCACCACCAAGCCACCCGCCUCUAGUAGCACUACAGCCGGCGCCGCACCCGAGAAGAAACCGCCGGUCUCCCGCGCCUCUCGACCCAGCUCCACCACCGCUGCCCCUACCGCCAGCGCCACGACUCGCACCACAGCGCGGCCCAGCUCCACACCGGCACCCGACAUCAAAAACGUCCGCUCGAAGAUUGGCUCCACGGACAACAUUAAACACCAGCCUGGAGGAGGAAAGGUCACAGUGUCUCAGAGCAGGACGGACGCUCAGAGCUCGCCCUCCAAAGAGACCAGCCAGGGCAAAGUUCAGAUAGUCUCCAAAAAAGUGGACUACAGUCACGUGACUUCUCGCUUGGGCUCCAAGGACAAUAUCAAACAUGUUCCUGGUGGAGGGAACGUCCAGAUUCUCAAUAAGAAGGUUGAUUUGAGUAAAGUGACCUCAAAGUGCGGCUCCAAGGCCAAUAUCAAACAUAAACCAGGUGGAGGUGACAUCAAGAUCGAGAGCCAUAAGGUGAGCUUUAAAGAUAAAGCUCAGCCCAAGGUGGGCUCACUGGAUAAUGUCAAUCAUGAGCCUGGAGGCGGGAAUAUUAAGGCUGAGGGGGCCCAGGAGACAGCUGAGGGUAGCGGGGCUCCCUCUAGUGGUGUCUCGGCCACCCAGCCGUCAGCCGGCGCUGCCCAGGAGAAUGGGCUGAAGGAGGGCGCCCCCUGCAGGAGUGAGGAGCUCCGGGACCCGCAGGGCCUGGACUCGCUCAUCCCUGAAACAAGCAUCUAACUCGACUUUUUGCUAUCACUCUGCCCUUUUCAUUUCAACCCCCGACCGCUUCCUCUCCUCCCCUUGUUUAUGUCCUGUCCCUCCUCUGUUCUGUCUUUCUCCACACUCUGUGAUGCAGAUUGAGUCUUUCAAGCUAAAUUUCCGCGAGAACGCCCGCUCUCGCACGGACCACGGCGCCGACAUCAUCACCUGGCCCGUCUCGGGUGACAGCCCUGUCCACCCCCACCUGCUCCGCAGCAGCGUCUCGCUCAACGACUCCCUCGCGACCGCCGGCAUCCCUCGCUCUCACACCACCCCGGCCCUCCUCUCCUCCCAGGAACAAGAGGGCGACGCUGGCUCGCUCACCGGACUCCGGACAUGAUCUCUGUCUUUUCAUUGGUCCGCAGCUCUCUCUAAACCCCGCCUCCUACCAUUGCUAAGACUCAUAUGAUUGGUGUGCUCCUUGUUGACGUUCUCGAUUCCUGCUCGGUAGGGCCGUACAUACUACAGUCGUCAGGAUGCGUGAAAAUUGGCCGCAGUCGAAGGCGGCUGGGAGUGAAAGUUCGCCCGAGAGUCUUUAGACUUAGCUAGUUAGACAUGGCUAAACUCACGCUACUCAUACCUAACAAUCAUCACACCUGCUACGUCACUCGUUGUAGAGCAUGAAUCUAGUUUAGUUUCUUUUUCUUUUUUUAUCUGUGUUGCAACUC
Messenger RNA from Labeo rohita (rohu), 4808 nucleotides. Its product is annotated as microtubule-associated protein 4. The record is from RefSeq and is a predicted model, not a curated record. Gene Ontology annotation, molecular function: microtubule binding. The transcript has 18 exons. Lineage: Eukaryota; Metazoa; Chordata; Actinopteri; Cypriniformes; Cyprinidae. Gene Ontology annotation, biological process: microtubule cytoskeleton organization; neuron projection development. Gene Ontology annotation, cellular component: neuron projection. Bases 151 to 4119 code for a protein of 1322 amino acids.